GAGACGGUUCCUUGGCUCAUCUCCCAACAAUGACACCAUCACCAAAGUGCUACAUAUCCGUGCACAAAUCGCCAGAGAAAACAAUCUUACCACAUCCAUUCAAUCAUCUUGUUGACCUCUUGCUCCCGACGGAUCUUUACCGGCUCAUAUCUAAUGACUUGGAAUCGUCACCCUCGCUAUCUAAGCCACUGCGAUGGCAUCGAAUGUCGAUACCUCUAUCCGUGAUAGUGGAGACUGAAUUUCUUACAAAGUAUAUAAAGACAGGUUUGUGCUUUUCUAUCGAGACACCCGCCUUUUGCUAACGGGGUGAAAGGCAAUGUUAUAAUGCUCUCCAGAGGCCGAAUCGACAUUGACAAUGUCUUCUCACUCAAUGACGGGAUACUCCGCCUUUCGCUCACGAAGGAAGCAUACGAGAGAGCGGGCUUAACCGGGCGGCCUACACGCUUCGGGAAUACCGGUCCUAGGAAAAAACAUAACCGACAUCGUAAAGCUCCCAUCUUCGUCCGCUACCCAUUGUAUGCUAACUUGUCUAGUGGUUGAAAUAAACCUCCGUGACCCAGCUAUGCUCCAUGGAAAGAAAGGCUUCGACCGCAUAGUCUGGAGCUUCCAGAAUAAACUCAAUAAGAAGGUCGAUUUCUUGUUUUGCGAUUUAGAUCAGCAGAAAAAUCAUAUAGAUUGUCCGAUACUCACGGCAUUGGGGGCUACUUCCCGACAGGUUCAAGUCCCCGAGGUGACUUCGUCAAGUUUGGUCAAAGUGCCUUCUUUCGAUCCUCCGCCAGGGUCGGUGCCACAGGGCGGGGGGGCAAGUCUCGGGGCGGAAUAUAAUCGGGAGGUAUGGAGGGAUUGGGCGAUGCAUGUCUAUGAGUGGCUCGCGCUGGCAAAUCUGGGUCCUGCCGAUCGGGUUAUUGCGGGCGAUAAUAUCGAUCCCUAUCUGUCUGCUUAUGCCGUCGAUCAGGGAGAAUAUGAAGGAGAGGCAGGCAUGGGUCUAACUAGAGUACGAUUUCGGGGGAUGAUCCCGGCCGGUUGGAUUCUGAGCGUUUGGAAGGCUGUUGAGUGAGUUGUACCCGAGUCCUUUGUUUGAUAUGUUUGAGUACUGAUGGACCUUGAAUAGGAAACUGGUAGAAACUGUUUCUGUUGGGAGCAGGAAGGAAUGGUUUUCAUUGACUGUUCAUGGGCUUGAGAAUUCGCCGAUAAGUUGGGAUAAAUCUGCUCAUGGUUCAAUGACGGGCGGCGAGAAUGGAUACACCCUUCUUAGCGUACCGCAGAAAGAUGAAAUCAACGCGGAAUGUGCGAAAAUAUUAACCUUUGAAGUCGUUGGAAGCCAGGAUGAGCAUUCAUGAUCUAUGCACAAUAUUAUAGCUUUAAAAUUCUGUAUAUAUAUCAUCAAUAUCCUAUGACCG
Tuber aestivum (summer truffle) is the source of this 1400-nucleotide messenger RNA. NCBI's taxonomy places the organism in Eukaryota, Fungi, Ascomycota, Pezizomycetes, Pezizales, Tuberaceae. The record is from the annotation of a GenBank genome assembly.